This is a messenger RNA of Urocitellus parryii (Arctic ground squirrel), 2603 nucleotides long. It is a transcript of the gene Csnk2a2, whose product is annotated as casein kinase 2 alpha 2. Gene Ontology annotation, biological process: peptidyl-serine phosphorylation; regulation of chromosome separation; peptidyl-threonine phosphorylation. Gene Ontology annotation, molecular function: protein serine/threonine kinase activity; ATP binding. The record is from RefSeq and is a predicted model, not a curated record. Gene Ontology annotation, cellular component: protein kinase CK2 complex; nucleus; cytosol. NCBI's taxonomy places the organism in Eukaryota, Metazoa, Chordata, Mammalia, Rodentia, Sciuridae.
CCGCCCCGCGCCCCCCGCCGCGCCGCCGCCCUCUGCGCCCCGCGGCGCCCCCCGGUCCCGCCCGCCAUGCCCGGCCCGGCCGCGGGCAGUAGGGCCCGGGUCUACGCCGAGGUGAACAGCCUGAGGAGCCGCGAGUACUGGGACUACGAAGCUCACGUCCCGAGCUGGGGUAAUCAAGAUGAUUACCAACUUGUUCGAAAACUUGGUCGUGGSAAGUAUAGUGAAGUAUUUGAGGCCAUCAACAUCACCAACAAUGAAAGAGUGGUUGUAAAAAUUCUCAAGCCAGUGAAGAAAAAGAAGAUAAAACGUGAGGUUAAGAUUUUGGAGAACCUUCGUGGUGGAACAAAUAUCAUUAAGCUGAUUGAUACUGUAAAGGAUCCUGUGUCAAAGACACCAGCUUUGGUAUUUGAAUAUAUCAAUAAUACAGAUUUUAAGCAACUCUACCAGAUCCUGACAGACUUUGAUAUCCGGUUUUAUAUGUAUGAACUACUAAAAGCUCUGGAUUACUGCCACAGCAAGGGAAUCAUGCACAGGGAUGUGAAACCUCACAAUGUCAUGAUAGAUCACCAACAAAAAAAGCUGCGACUGAUAGACUGGGGCCUGGCGGAGUUCUAUCACCCUGCUCAGGAGUACAAUGUUCGUGUAGCUUCGAGGUACUUCAAGGGACCAGAGCUUCUUGUGGACUAUCAGAUGUAUGACUAUAGCUUGGACAUGUGGAGUUUGGGCUGUAUGUUAGCAAGCAUGAUCUUUCGAAAGGAACCCUUCUUCCAUGGACAGGACAACUAUGAUCAGCUUGUUCGCAUUGCCAAGGUUCUGGGUACAGACGAGCUGUAUGGGUAUCUGAAGAAGUAUCAUAUAGACCUAGAUCCACAUUUCAACGAUAUCCUGGGACAACAUUCACGGAAACGCUGGGAAAACUUCAUCCACAGUGAGAACAGACACCUUGUUAGCCCUGAGGCCCUAGACCUUCUGGACAAACUUCUGCGAUAUGACCAUCAACAGAGACUGACUGCCAAAGAAGCCAUGGAGCACCCAUACUUCUACCCCGUGGUGAAAGAGCAGUCCCAGCCUUGUGCAGAGAACGCUGUGCUUUCCAGUGGUCUCACGGCAGCCCGGUGAAGACUGGAGAGCGACGGGUCUGUUGCGGUACCUCCCACUUUUCCAUAAGCAGAACAAGAACCAAAUCAAACGUCUUAACGUGUGUAGCGAGAUCACGUUCCGUGAGCAGACACAAAACGGUGGCAGGUUUGGCGAGCACGAACUGAAGGGCAGCCUACCACCGUAUAUCAAACCUCACUUCCGAAUGUAAAAGGUUCACAUGCCUUGACUUCCUGUUGACUUCCUCCCGACCCAGAAAGCAUGGGAAAUGUGAAGGGUAUGCAAAAUGGUUGUUGGUUACUGUUGCUCUCCACACCCCUUGACGUGUCCUGUGGCCGCCUGUUUUUCCAGCAAACCACGUUAAUUAGCUGACCACAGACACCACAGUGGGGGAAUGGGGGCAAUAUAUGGCAUGACGGGCAGUUACAUAUUAUUUUAAAAGUAUAUAUUAUUGAAUAAAAGGUUUUAAAAGAAAUGUAUGGAGAGUUUUCAGUAUGGAAAGGACCAUUUAAAAAGACCUAUGACCAUGGAGGACUGAGUGACAGAAGAUCUUGUGUGCCAGGUUCCAACCAGAGGAAAGUGGGGGAAGUCCCGAGGUGAAGAGGGCCAGUUAUAAAGAGCAAUGCAGAGAAAAGGGAGUGUUCAGAGGUGUGGAGUGAACCAUCCUAGGAGUGGGGCAACCAGAGAAAGGAAGCACCCAAUGGGCUGGGAGAACUGGCCAGUGGCCACCCCGGGCCCCAGUCUGAAUUGGGUGAGUGGCCCAGCAUUUGAAGUAGGUAAAUAUUGCCUCCACUGAACUCAAAAAGAUGCCUUAGCCCUUUUUUUGCUGUCCCUUGGCUUAUGUCUGAACAUUUCAUUCCAUGUCCUAAUCCUGCCCGCCCCCCCUCUGAAAAAACACCUCGCCCCAGAGGCUGGUGGAGCCUACUGUCCAGAGGCAGGGGAGGGAUGAGCUAGGGGCUGCUCCUGGUCACGUUCUGACGCUCCAUGAAUGAGAAGUGAACUGGUCCUCCCAAAUGGCAAAGAGGCUGGAGUGGAAGCAACAGUUGUAUCUGUUUAGUGAAAACAAAACCAGUUUUAGAAAUGGCUUUGCUGGCUCCCUCAGACCUGGGUCUUACCUCCCAGAACAGCUGUGCCAGGGGUGGGCAGUGAGAACAGUGGCCACAGCCUGGUGGCCACCCAGCCUUGCCUCUGAUGGCUGGGCCUGUGUCCUCCCACUGCCUGUAGAGGGCAGAAGAAUCAGCAGAAGUGGACACCCAGGUUGGGGUGCCGGCCUGGUCUCCACAGAGGCCAUUUGUUCCACACAACACUCCUCCUCUGCUGCUUGUUCUGAACAGCUGUGUGAAUCCAAGUGUGGACACUCAGGGCAUGUGGAGCAAUUAUAGAAAAAGGCAAAGAGGUCCCUGUCAGGGCUGCCACCACGACGCCACAGUGUCCUUUGGGCCAGCUUCUGCCAUUUUCAAACAGUUCCUCAGGCCUGAGAGCUUGAAAUUACCUGCCCCUGGAUA